This is a messenger RNA of Acyrthosiphon pisum (pea aphid), 1113 nucleotides long. RefSeq names its product basic helix-loop-helix domain-containing transcription factor HLH54F (gene HLH54F). The record is from RefSeq and is a predicted model, not a curated record. Bases 405 to 890 code for a protein of 161 amino acids. The transcript has 4 exons. Gene Ontology annotation, molecular function: protein dimerization activity; DNA-binding transcription factor activity, RNA polymerase II-specific; RNA polymerase II transcription regulatory region sequence-specific DNA binding. NCBI's taxonomy places the organism in Eukaryota, Metazoa, Arthropoda, Insecta, Hemiptera, Aphididae. Gene Ontology annotation, biological process: regulation of transcription by RNA polymerase II; developmental process.
GAUGAAGUUGUCAUACGUGAAAAGGCAAUCAGAGUGUCAGGGAAAUUGGGUGGCGUAGCAGGAGUAUUACACGGUGUCAUCUGAAAAAAUAAUGCAAAUAUUAAAAUGCUGAUGUUAAUUUUCUAUAGAAACAACUCACUUGUCCAAAUCCAAACUGUGCUGAAUUUUGACUGCAACUUGAUACAGAAGAAUCUUGAAAAAAUAUGCUCAGUGCAGUCUGAAAUAACAAAAUAUUCAAGCUAGCUGUUGAUGACGUCUUCCGUCCAAAUACUUUUGAUCAACAAUUUAUAAAGAGCUGUAAGCGUGGUACCGGUACGAACAUUAACCAAGUUUUUUCUUUUGAUACUUCUUUGAGUAAAAUGUAUUGUUCAAAGUCUCUUACAAACACUUAAUAAUGAUGUGACAUGGGCAGACGCAGACCGGACUGGUGGUUGGAACAGCAACAUCAACAGCAGCAACGGGACUUACUGGAGGACGGUUGUCCUAGGAACGCGGCCAACGCGAGGGAGAGGGCUCGGAUGCGUGUGCUGAGCAAGGCAUUCGGCCGACUCAAGACUACACUGCCGUGGGUGCCGGCUGACACCAAACUAUCCAAGUUGGACACGCUUAGGUUGGCCACCACAUACAUAGCGCACCUGAGCUCGUUGCUAACGACUACCGAGCGGUCGGACGUCAUGGACCAGGGAGAUACCGCGACCCAGGUUGCGGUCACGUCCACGCAACCACUUAACUACGCCAUGACUUGGCCGUAUAACGCACACAACACCGCGAAAGAAUGUUCAUCGGCUGACGAUGAUGACUACAGAUACGACUGUUAUAAUGAUACAUUGGAAGAAAAAUCGUAUUCAACUUACGACAGUACUUACUACAAGUCUUCGAUCAACUCGUGAAUAUUAAUUGUCAUUCGUGUUUAUUAAUUUAUUCAAUAUAGACUUAGGUACUUAAAUAAAAAAAUAAUAUAUAUUAUCAUGAUUAUUUACUAUAGACAUAUGUGCACAUGUAAAAUAUUUCAAUUCGUAUUAUAUAUUUUAUCGAUUGGCGAUUAAUUUAUGGAUUUACACGUAAUUUAAAAUAAACUGUACAAUGAUUUUAAUAAAAACUACGAAAACAAUA